This is a messenger RNA of Danaus chrysippus (African queen), 765 nucleotides long. The record is from the annotation of a GenBank genome assembly. Lineage: Eukaryota; Metazoa; Arthropoda; Insecta; Lepidoptera; Nymphalidae.
AUGCUAGAGGUCUGUGUAGACAGUUUAGAAUCGGCGGUGAAUGCUGUAUUGGGAGGUGCCGAUGAGUUAGAACUAUGCAGCUGCCUUGUAGAAGGCGGGCUGACUCCAUCACCAGGCUUAGUCACAGAAGUUCUAAGCAUGGCUUCAAACUCAAUCCAACCGAAGAACCGGAAAAGCAAGAAGGUGAAGGUGAAUGUGAUGAUUAGAUGCAGAGGCGGUUCUCACUUCAGCUACAAUGAUCAUGAAAUGACAACAAUGCUUGCCGAUAUCAAGGUUUACAAGGACAUGGGAGUUGAUAGAUUCGUGUUCGGAGCUCUGACGGAAAAUCAUGAGGUGGACAAGAUAAAUUGUGCAAAAGUUUUAGAAGAAGCAGGCCAAGUGCCAGUCACAUUUCACAGAGCUUUCGACCUUUGCCGAGAUCCAAGAAAUGCUGUACGUGAUAUUAUUGAAGUGGGAUUUGAUCGUAUUUUGACAAGCGGUCAGAAGCCUUCCGCAGUUUAUAACGAUGCUAUUGAAUUAUACAAAUGGCUCUUGAGACAUUUCGGAUCUGAGAUUCAAAUAUUGCCAGGUGCCGGGAUCACCUGUGAGAAUGCUGCGAUCUUUAUGGAUUUAGGGUUUGAGAUGAUCCAUAGCUCUUGCAAGAUUAUAAGGAAGCUGGAUGAAAAUGAUGACUUGGAUAUGGGUGACAGCGAGAUAUAUGUCACCGACGAACAGAUUGUUAGAAAAAUGAAAGACGUCAUACAAAAGAAACGAGACAAAACAUAA